CCACUCUCAGGCUGGGGAAAGAGAAAGGGGGUUCCUGCCCCAUUCCUGGGAUUCACUAACCUGUCCUAGGCUACUGGAUGGUGGCUCACCAGGCAGCAGGUUUAGGUACUGUCUUCACAGCUCCUGGCCACAAUCCUGGAGCCCCUGAGGAAGCAGGGGAUGCGGACGAGUGGGGGAGACCAACCAAGCCCACAGCACAGGCUUCCCAGCUGAGCAGGUGAAGGCCCUCAUGGACCUGCUGGCUGGGAAAGGCAGCCAGGGCACUCAGACCCCACAGGUCCCUGCUAGGACACCUGAUUCCCCACUGAGAUCCCACAGCAAUGACUCAAGGAUACAGAGGCACCGAGAGGCUCUACUGAGCAGGGUAGGAGGCAGCCCAGAGCCUUGUGGCCCCUCACACCGGCUGGCCAGCCUCCUGAUGGUGGAGGGCCUGACAGACCUACAGCUGAGAGAGCACGACUUCACACAGGUGGAGGCCACUCGUGGGGGUCAGCGUCCCGCCAGGACCCUUGCCCUGGACAGGCUCUUUCUGCCUCUGUCCAGGGUGUCCAUCCCACCACGCGUCUCCAUCACUGUUGGGGUGGCUGGCAUGGGCAAGACCACCCUGGUGAGGCACUUUGUCCGCCUGUGGACCCAAGGGCAGGUGGGCAAGGAUUUCUCGCUGGUGUUGCCCUUGACCUUCCGGGACCUCAACAUUCAUGAGAAACUGUCUGCAGAGAGACUCGUCCGCUCUGUCUUCCCAAAUGUCGGGGAGUCUGGCCUGGUAGUGACAGCCCCGGCCAGGGUGCUCCUGGUCCUAGAUGGCUUAGAUGAGUGUAAGAUACCUCUAGAUUUCUCAAACACUGUGGCCUGCACGGACCCCAAGAAGGACAUUCAGGUGGACCACCUGAUUACCAACAUCAUCCGAGGCAACCUCUUUCCAGAUGUUUCUGUCUGGAUCACCUCCCGCCCCAGUGCAGCUGGCCAGAUCCCAGGGGGCCUGGUGGACCGAAUGACGGAAAUCCGGGGCUUUACUGAAGAGGAGAUCAAGGUGUGUCUGGCGCAGAUGUUUCCCGAGGACCAGACCCUCUUGAGUCAGGUCCUGAGCCAGGUGCAGGCUAACAGGGCUCUGUAUCUGAUGUGCACCGUCCCAGCCUUCUGCAGGCUCACAGGGGUGGCAUUGGGUCACUUGUAUCGCAGCAGGACGGUGCCCCAGGACACAGAGCUGUGGCCUCCACGGACCCUGUGUGAGCUCUACACUUGGUACUUCAGGAUGGCCCUCGGUGGAGAGGGACAGGAGAAGGGCAAGGUGAGCCCUCGGAUUGAGCAUGUGGGCCAUGGUGCUCGCAAGAUGGUGGGGACGCUGGGCCGUCUGGCCUUCCAUGGGCUGGUCAAGAAGAAGUAUGUAUUUUACGAGCAAGACAUGAAAGCAUUUGGCGUGGACCUUGCUCUGUUACAGGGCACCCUGUGUAGCUGCUUCCUGCAGCGGGAGGAGACACUGGCUUCCUCAGUGGCCUACUGCUUCUCCCACUUGUCCCUGCAGGAGUUUGUGGCAGCCAUGUAUUAUUACAGCGCGUCCAGGAGAGCCAUCUUUGACCUCUUCACUGAGAGCGGCAUGUCCUGGCCCAGGCUGGGCUUCCUCACACAUUUCAGGAGUGCAGCCCAGAGGGCCAUGCAGGCAGAAGAUGGGAGGCUGGAUGUGUUUCUGCGCUUCCUCUCAGGGCUCUUGGGUCCAAGGGUCAAUGCCCUGCUGGCUGGCUCUCUGUUGGCCCAGGGUGAGCACCAGAGCUACCGAGCUCAGGUGGCUGAGCUUCUACAGGGGUGCCUGCGCCCCAACACUGCAGUCUGUGCUCGCGCAGUCAACGUUCUGCACUGCCUACACGAACUGCAGCACACAGAGUUGGCCCGCAGUGUGGAGGAAGCCAUGCAGAGCGGAGCCCUAGCCAGGCUGAGUGGCCCCUCCCACCGUGCUGCCCUGGCCUACCUCCUGCAGGUGUCUGACACCUGUGCCCAGGAGGCCAACCUGUCUCUGUGCCUCAGUCAGGGUGUCCUCCAGAGCCUGCUGCCCCAGCUUCUCUACUGCCAGAGUCUCAGGCUGGACAACAACCAGUUCCAGGACCCCGUGAUGGAGCUGCUGAGCAGUAUGCUGAGUGGGAAGGACUGUCGCAUUCAGAGGGUCAGCCUGGCUGAGAACCAGAUCAGUAACAAAGGGGCCAAAACUCUGGCCAGAUCCCUCCUGGUCAACAGAAGCCUGACUGCUCUGGACCUCCGCAGUAAUGCCAUCGGACCACAGGGGGCCAAGGCACUGGCAGAUGCCCUGAGGAUUAACCGCACUCUAGCCUCUCUGAGUCUCCAGGGCAACACGAUCAAGGAUGAUGGCGCCAGGUGCAUGGCCGAGGCCUUGGCCUCCAACCAGACUCUCUCUGUGCUGCACCUACAAAAGAACACCAUUGGGCCCAUGGGAGCCCAGCGGAUGGCAGAUGCCCUGAAGCAGAACAAGAGUCUGAAGGAACUCAUGUUCUCCAGUAACAGCAUUGGUGAUGGAGGUGCCAAGGCUCUGGCUGAGGCCCUGAAGAUGAACCAAGUCCUGGAAAGCUUAGAUUUGCAAAGCAAUUCCAUCAGUGACACAGGAGUGGCAGCUCUGAUGGAGGCCCUCUGCACCAACCAGACCCUCCUCAGCCUCAACCUGCGAGAAAACUCCAUUAGCCCCGAGGGAGCACAGGCCCUUGCUCAAGCUCUCUGCAUGAACAGCACCUUGAAGCACCUGGAUCUGACAGCCAAUCUCCUCCACAACAAGGGUGCCCAGGCCAUCGCAGUGGCAAUGGGAGAAAACCGUGCGCUCACGUCACUUCAUCUGCAGUGGAACUUCAUCCAGGCCAGUGCUGCCAGGGCCUUGGGACAAGCACUCCAGCUCAACAGGAGCCUGACAAGCUUAGACUUACAGGAGAAUGCGAUUGGUGACGAAGGAGCUUCUGCAGUGGCCAGUGCGCUCAAGGUGAACACAGCCCUCACUGCUCUCUACCUCCAGGUAGCCUCCAUUGGCACCCAGGGGGCCCAGGCACUGGGAGGCCUGGCUGUGAACAGGACAUUGGAGAUUCUUGACUUACGAGGAAAUGCCAUCGGGGCGGCUGGAGCCAAGGCCCUGGCAAAUGCUCUGAAGGUCAACUCCAGUCUCCGAAGACUCAAUCUCCAAGAAAACUCCUUGGGGAUGGAUGGGGCCAUAUUCAUUGCCAGUGCACUGUCUGGAAACUGCAGGCUGCAGCACAUCAAUCUCCAGGAAAAUCUCAUUGGGGAAUCUGGUGCUAGGAUGAUCUCAGAGGCUAUCAAGACAAAUGUUCCUGCAUGCAUUGUGGAAAUGUAAGGAAAUCAAGUUCCUGGUGGAUCAUGCAGGACCAGUAGAGACUCAGCUGGAAGUUUUCAAGCAGAAUGAAUGAUCUCCAACUUCUGUGAUCCAGAAUGCUGCUGGCCCAGCACCAGAGCUGUUCUCCUGCAGGGAGAAAGGAAAGGAGCUACCAAAGGAAGUCAUGGGCACUUCUCCUGCCCAGGUUCAGGGUGGAAGGACACUCUGCCAUGGCACAGAGAGGAGAGGAGCUGCCACCAAGGGACUCGGGGACAAAGCCUGAAAACUCAGCAAUGUUGGAAGCUGGUCCCAGCUUUUUUAUACCCUGAGUCCUUUAUGUGCCCCAACUUAAAACAAAUCUAUCUCUGCUCCUUUUUACUCAGGUGGUGAACGUCACCCUCUCUUCUGAAGUUGCCAGCUUCAAGCCCAUUAAGAACAUCAGCUUGGCAGGGGUGACAAUGGAGACCCUUCAUCCCUGUCUCAAGAAGAAAAGGCUUAGGUUGUCAUCUUUACAGGCUUAGGGAGAAAUUAUAGGAAGUUUGUGAAGAGAAAUGAAGGGUUAAUUCUAAGAUUCUGGAGACAAAGAAAGGUCUUCAAGGGCUUUGCCUCUCAUUCAUUAUGAGAUCUCUCUCUGUGGAGUUGAGAGCUCUGCAGAAUGGAGAGCUGGGAAUGCUGUGCCCUGUACAAACUGAGCACUAGAGAAGCCUGAGGGGCCAGAACUGUGGAGAAAAAGCCCCAUUAGAAUGAAAAGGAAGCCCCCCCUACCCCACCGCCCCCAGCCCAAGUCUCUCUAGCAUUCCUCUGACAAGGCAUUACAGCUUGCUGGCUGGCAGAGGAGAAAUAUUUCCAAGGCCCUACCUGCCUUACAGAGCGGGUCGA
Castor canadensis (American beaver) is the source of this 4198-nucleotide messenger RNA. RefSeq names its product NLR family CARD domain containing 3 (gene Nlrc3). The record is from RefSeq and is a predicted model, not a curated record. Gene Ontology annotation, molecular function: protein binding. Lineage: Eukaryota; Metazoa; Chordata; Mammalia; Rodentia; Castoridae.